UUUCGAGUAAUCAAGUAGUCAGAAAAUUUUGAAAUUUGUCACUUUGAAAAUGGUUAUUAGUCUGAAAAAUAUUUCCUAAAAUUUAAGAUGGAAUCUCAACAAGAAACAACAAGACCUUUCCUUGUGGUACGUGGUGGUAAUAUAACAGGAGUCAAAAAACCAACACAUUAUUUGGAGACCCUAACACAUGCAAUAAAAGGAAACGUUGGUACAGGAAUUUUUGCAAUGGGUGCUGGUUUUAUGAACAGUGGGAUGCUUUUAGGCCCUUUGCUAUUAAUAUUUAUAGGAGUAGUAAAUUUGCAUUGCCAACAUAUACUUAUUAGAGCAUGUAUUGAAAUUACAGAUAAAGAAACGGUUCCUGUUUUACCAAGUUUUGCUGAAACGGUUCAAUACACUUUUGAAGAUUGUGAUUCCAAUUGGUUGAAAAAACAUUCCAAAGCUUUUGGAAUCACCACUGAUGUGUUUUUAAUUCUCGCAGAAUAUGGAUUUUGCGUUGUCUACUUCAUUUUUGUUUCAAAACAUCUUGGCGAGAUUGCUGAAAGUUACCAUUGGAAACAAGAUUACCGUGUGAUUCUUGCUCUGAUUUUGAUACCCAUGUGGCUGUCAACUUUUUUAGGAAAUCUGAAACUGUUGACUCCAGUAUCUCUAAUAGCAAAUAUUAUUAUGUGGAUUGGAAUUAUAUUGAUUUUGUAUUAUUCUAUAGUACAUUUGGAUUUGAAAACUCAGCGAAAUUUGGUAUCUAACAUUGAUAAACUUCCACUCUGUUUUGGAAUCAUUUUAUUUUCACUUAGUGGAAUUACUUUUAUUGUUCCUUUACGAAUGGAAAUGAGACAUCCUGAAUCCUUUAGCACUGCUUUUGGUGUUUUAAAUGUGGCAAUGGUGGUAGUAGUGGCUCUCUACUUGCUUGUUGGAAUAUUUGCUUAUUGGAUGUGGGGAGAUGAUGUAAAAGGAAGUGCUUUUCUGAACUUACCACAAGAAGAGGGAUUAGCUAUAGCUACAAAAAUUUUAAUUUGUUUUGGAGUGAUGUUUACCUUUGCUUUGCACAUGUACAUUCCUUUUGAAAUUGCUUAUCCGCGAUUUUAUAAAAAGUGGGGACCUUUCAAUCAUCCAACUUUGAUAAUAAACGUAUACAGAUCAGUGGCUGUUCUCAUAACUUAUACUAUCGCUAAUAUCAGUGCAAAUUUGGCAUCUUUUAUUUCACUGAUUGGAGCAUUGACUGGAUCUUUUUUAGCAUUAUUAGUACCAGCAAUGCUUGAUUUGGCAAUGAAAUGUGGAUCAUUGACGUGUUUUACUGUCUUUAAGGAUGUGUUCAUAAUUAUUUUGGCCUUUGCAGGAGCAAUCACCGGCUCAGUAUUAUCAAUUAUGGAUAUUAUUAAAGACUACACGAAAGAAAACGAGUGAAAUAAAACUUCAUUUAUUCACAUUAAAAUUGAACAAUAUUGUGCACUCAGAGAGCAAAACUAGUUUAUUGUUUGACAACUUUUAAAUCCUUAUUCAAUCCGCUGUUAUUUUAACUGAUUUUCUAAAUCUACAAUUAGUACCAGUCAUAUAUACAUAAAUAUAACGUCUAAAUUCACACAUCUCAAUUCUACAAUCCCUAAAGAGAUUGAGUUGAAAUGUGAUAAUUACAACAAUAAAUAACAAAAAAAAUCUUG
Molecule: messenger RNA, 1655 nt
Organism: Tribolium madens (black flour beetle)
Lineage: Eukaryota; Metazoa; Arthropoda; Insecta; Coleoptera; Tenebrionidae
Product: proton-coupled amino acid transporter-like protein CG1139
Exons: 8
Coding region: 88-1401 (437 amino acids)
Biological process (GO): amino acid transmembrane transport
Cellular component (GO): vacuolar membrane
Molecular function (GO): amino acid transmembrane transporter activity
Source: RefSeq, a predicted model, not a curated record